AUGAGUCUGGAUUUGGGACCGUACGCUAAUCCACCAGUCACCUCAAUGAGCUGGUUUGUCAACGGACUACCGCUGCUCCUGGAACCGACCGACAAAUCCGAGUUGGAAGGUGUGUUCGCCAGUGGUCGCAAUGGUGAAUUGUUGGCUUUACAUCGGAUCACACGAAAGCAUAUGGCCAACUAUACUGUAGUUGCCACAAACCCCGAAGCCGAAUCCAAGGCUAUCUUCUUCCUGAAUGUGACAUGUGAGUUGCAUCACCAGAUGACCUGA
Molecule: messenger RNA, 270 nt
Organism: Echinostoma caproni
Lineage: Eukaryota; Metazoa; Platyhelminthes; Trematoda; Plagiorchiida; Echinostomatidae
Source: the annotation of a GenBank genome assembly